This is a messenger RNA of Suricata suricatta (meerkat), 5615 nucleotides long. RefSeq names its product structural maintenance of chromosomes 5 (gene SMC5). Gene Ontology annotation, biological process: double-strand break repair via homologous recombination. Gene Ontology annotation, molecular function: ATP binding; ATP hydrolysis activity. NCBI's taxonomy places the organism in Eukaryota, Metazoa, Chordata, Mammalia, Carnivora, Herpestidae. The transcript is spliced from 26 exons. The record is from RefSeq and is a predicted model, not a curated record. The coding region runs from base 96 to 3452 and encodes 1118 amino acids. Gene Ontology annotation, cellular component: Smc5-Smc6 complex.
CGCGCCGGGCAGUUCGCGCGCGAGCGGGUUGCUGGGGCUCCGAGGCUGCGGGUCAGCGGGAACGGAAACGCUUGCGGGGCGGAGGGGAAGGCAGGAUGGCGACUCCGAGUAGGAAGACGUCGACUCCGAGCUCCCUGCCCUCCAAGCGAGCUCUCCCGAGAGAUCCCUCGUCAGAGGUCCCGAGCAAAAGGAGGAGCUCGGCCCCGCCGCCACUGCCAUCAUCCAGGCCUUUCGUGGAGGGCUCGAUCGUCCGCAUCGUGAUGGAGAACUUCUUGACGUAUGAUGUCUGUGAAGUGUCUCCCGGACCCCACUUGAAUAUGAUUAUUGGAGCGAACGGGACAGGGAAGUCCAGCAUUGUGUGUGCCAUUUGUCUCGGAUUAGCAGGCAAACCCGCUUUCAUGGGACGGGCAGAUAAGGUUGGCUUUUUUGUGAAGAGAGGAUGUUCCAAAGGAAUGGUUGAAAUUGAACUGUUCAGAAAUUCUGGAAAUCUUAUAAUCACCCGUGAAAUUGACGUGGCCAAAAAUCAGUCAUCUUGGUUCAUCAACAAAAAAUCCACAACCCAGAAAGUAGUGGAAGAGCAAGUUGCAGCCUUAAAUAUUCAAGUGGGCAAUCUUUGCCAGUUUCUACCUCAGGAUAAAGUUGGAGAAUUUGCUAAACUGAGUAAAAUUGAACUCCUUGAAGCUACUGAGAAGUCCAUUGGGCCUCCAGAAAUGCACAGAUACCACUGCGAACUCAAAAACUUCAGGGAGAAAGAAAAACAACUAGAGACUUCGUGCAAAGAGAAGACGGAAUAUCUAGAGAAAAUGAUUCAGAGGAAUGAAAGAUACAAACAAGAUGUGGAGCGGUUCUAUGAACGUAAGCGGCAUUUAGAUUUGAUCGAGAUGCUUGAAGCGAAAAGACCAUGGGUGGAAUAUGAAAAUGUCCGUCAGGAGUAUGAAGGAGUAAAGCUGGCUCGAGACCGAGCGAAGGAAGAGGUCCGAAAACUGAAAGAAGGGCAGAUUCCCAUGACACGUCGAAUUGAAGAAAUCAAGAGGCAGCGUUACAGUUUGGAGGCUCGAAUCAAAGAGAAGGCAACAGAUAUUAAAGAGACGUCUCAAAAAUGCAAACAAAAGCAAGAUAUUAUAGAAAGGAAAGAUAAACAGAUUGAGGAGCUGCAGCAGGCUCUCACGGUAAAACAGAAUGAGGAACACGACCGCCAGCGGAGGAUCAGUAACACUCGGAAGAUGAUCGAAGACUUGCAGAAUGAACUGAAGUCCGCGGAAAACUGUGAGAAUCUUCAGCCCCAGAUUGAUGCCAUUACCAAUGAUCUGAGACGAGUUCAAGAUGAAAAGGCAUCAUGCGAAGGCGAGGUGUUCGAUAAGCGAGGAGAGAAGGAGUCUCUGGAGAAGGAGAAAAAGAGCGUGGGUGAUAAUAUUGUACGAUUUGACAAUCUUAUGAAUCAAAAGGAAGAUAAGCUGAGACAGAGAUACCGUGACACAUAUGAUGCUGUUUUAUGGCUACGAAAUAACCGGGACAAAUUUAAGCAAAGAGUCUGUGAGCCAAUAAUGCUCACGAUCAAUAUGAAAGAUAAUAAAAAUGCCAAAUAUAUUGAAAAUCAUAUUUCAUCAAAUGACUUGAGAGCUUUUGUAUUUGAAAGUCAAGAAGAUAUGGAAGUGUUCCUCAAAGAGAUUCGUGACAAUAAAAAAUUAAGAGUAAAUGCUGUUAUUGCUCCCAAGAGUUCAUAUGCAGACAAAGCACCUUCACGAUCUCUGAAUGACCUCAAACAGUAUGGGUUUUUCUCUUACCUGCGAGAAUUGUUUGAUGCACCUGAUCCCGUCAUGAGCUUCCUUUGCUGCAAUUAUCAUAUUCAUGAAGUUCCUGUGGGAACUGAAAGGACCAGGGAAAAAAUUGAACGGACUAUAAACUUCUGGAUAGAAGCAAGCCACACGAGUAUUGGUGGUGAAGCUGCAGAGGUAAUACAAGAAACCCAGUUAAAACAGAUGUACACAGCAGAAGAAAAGUAUGUGGUGAAAACUUCCUUUUAUUCAAACAAAGUUAUUUCUAGCAACACAUCCCUAAAAGUAGCCCAGUUUCUUACAGUCACCGUGGAUCGAGAGCAGAGAAGACACUUAGAAGAACAGCUAAAGGAAAUUAAUAGAAAACUGCAAGCCGUGGAAGCAGGGCUGAUUGCCCUGUAUGAGAGAAACAAGCACCUGGAGCACAAAGACAAUGAACUUAGACAGAAGAAGAAGGAGCUUCUUGAAAGGAAAACCAAGAAAAGACAACUGGAACAGAAAAUCAGUUCCAAACUAGGAAGUUUAAAGCUGAUGGAACAGGAUACUUGCAACCUUGAGGAGGAGGAGCGGAAAGCAAGUACCAAAAUCAAGGAAAUCAACGUUCAAAAAGCAAAACUUGUUACUGAGUUAACAAACUUUGUAAAGAUUUGUACUUCUUUGCACAUAGAAAAAGUUGAUUUAAUUCUUCAAAAUACUACAGUGAUCUCCGAGAAGAACAAAUUAGAGUCAGAUUACAUGGCUGCGUCAUCACAGCUCCGUCUCACAGAGCAACAUUUCAUCGAGCUGGAUGAAAGCAGACAGAGGUUACUGCAGAAAUGCAAGGAACUGAUGAGGAGAGCGAGGCAAGUAUGCAACCUGGGCGCAGAGCAAACCGUCCCUGAGGAGUACCAGACACAAGUACCCACCAUUCCAAAUGGACACAACUCCUCACCCCCCAUGGCUUUUCAAGACCUUCCAAACACAUUGGAUGAAAUUGAUGCUUUAUUAACCGAAGAAAGAUCCAGAGCUUCUUGCUUCACAGGACUGAAUCCCACAAUCGUUGAGGAAUACACAAAAAGAGAAGAAGAAAUAGAGCAAUUAACGGAGGAACUAAAGAUAAAGAAAGUUGAACUGGAUACAUACAGGGAAAACAUUUCCCAGGUGAAAGAAAGGUGGCUCAAUCCUUUAAAGGAGCUCGUAGAAAAAAUUAAUGAAAAAUUCAGCAAUUUUUUUAGUUCCAUGCAGUGCGCUGGCGAAGUGGAUCUGCAUACAGAAAACGAGGAGGACUACGACAAGUACGGCAUCCGCAUCCGCGUCAAGUUCCGCAGCAGCACGCAGCUGCACGAGCUGACGCCGCACCACCAGAGCGGGGGCGAGCGCAGCGUGUCCACCAUGCUGUACCUGAUGGCGCUGCAGGAGCUCAACCGCUGCCCCUUCCGCGUGGUGGACGAGAUCAAUCAGGGAAUGGACCCCAUCAAUGAACGCAGAGUGUUUGAAAUGGUUGUAAAUACUGCUUGUAAAGAAAACACCUCUCAGUACUUCUUUAUUACACCGAAGCUCCUGCAGAAUCUUCCUUACUCUGAGAAGAUGACAGUGUUGUUUGUCUACAACGGUCCUCAUAUGCUGGAACCUAACAGAUGGAACUUAAAGGCUUUCCAGAGGCGGCGGCGGCGGAUCAUGUUCACUCAACCGCAGUGAAAGUAGAGGGUGACAGCUGUGACCUUUUUCUGGUUAAAUCCUGUUUAUAAGUGUGGCUCACUUGAAUAAAAGGCAAUUCACCCAAGACUAAGAGAUCCGUCAUUUUUGGAAACCUGGGGCUAAAGGAAAUGGGUCGAUGGUUGGAGACCAUAGUAACUCUGGGGAACGCAUCCCAUAGUAGAAAUUAGUCUUUGGUGUUUGUUGCACUUGAGUCCUUGGCCCUCUGACCGUCUAUCACAGGGUCCCCAUGAUAAAAGGGGUUGCCUGUGGUAUGUCACAGGUGCAGGGCGAGUGCAGGGGGUCUGUAACCCCGAGCUAGGAUUUCAGAGUAACUUCAGUCACCGCCAGAGUCUACGGAGGGCUCUGCAGCUCAAGUCACAGUUUCCUCCCAGGGUCCUGUUUAAUUCUUUAAAAUUGAUAUGGAAAUGUCUAGACUAUAAUAAGUUAUGACAAGUCUAUUCAGUUCUUCCUAUUAAAAAGGAUUACCUUAUCUCCACUAGGAAAUGUGAUUUUAUGGGCCUUUAAAAUUUUUUUUAUGAGUGUAGACACUCUAAUUGUAUUGGUAUCUCAAGGGAAAACAUACUGGGCUUCAAAAAUGGUUAGGACUUGUUGGAAGUGCCACCAGGUGGCCACUAGGUGAUGCAGCGUGCAACCUAAAGAUUGACGGAGGGAAGUCAAGUGCUAAGGGUUUUUAAAGAAUAACCCUGUAAAAGAGUGGGGUUUGGUUUGGUUUUAAUUUAAAGUCAAUUGUAUUUUACAUCUUUAAUUUCUAAAAGCAUUUUUAUAAUUAUUUUUAGAAGGAUUUUUUAAGAUUUCAUAUACUGGUUUCUACAGUUUAUAUUUGAAAUUUCUCAGUGUUCUAUCAAGAGUGAAGAAGAGCAUUGAUUUGUUUUAAAACAAUGUUUCUAAAACCUAAGCUUUGAGGUCCUUUCCUUACAGUGUUGAUCCUAGAUCCUACCCCACUGUCCUAGAAAAUCUAGUUUGAACCUUUUCCUUUGAGCAGGGACGAAUUAGAGAAUCAUCGGUUUAUCUGAGUUACACCUAUUAACAGUGCCAGAAUGAUUCUCUUCUUUUAAAAAAUAAAUCUUGUGAGCUAGUGGACGAGUCCAAGAACAUGGCUCUGAACCACGGAUUGGAUCUGUGCCAGUCCUGACAAAAUUAUUGUUUUGAGUUGGUAGCUUAAAUAAAGUGAAGAAUUGUAUUGUUUGGGAUUUGUAUAUUCAUAAGUAGCCAUGAAAAUUUAUAUUCUUAUUAGGUCAAGAAAUAAUGAACCUUAAGUCUAUAUCCUCUCCCUUGGACAUUUGCUCUUUAAGAAGGUAUUUUUUUUCUUGAAAAAAUUUUUAAACAGCCUUCUCUAAUGCAUGUAUUAUGAAACUUUUAAGAUAACAUUUUUACUAGUGUAACAACACACAUGAACAUUGAAAAACUCGCUAACAUUAAUAAAGGGACAGUGUUCCCCGAUGUUUGUUGUUUAAUACUUGGUUUUACACCAAAAUACCUUUCCUAAUGUGCUUACUGUCAUGUGCUUCGUGUCUGAGUAGCGCCAGAGAUGAUGAUCUGCCGGCGGGCGAUCCGUGAGAAGACGGAGCUUGAAAUGAGGUGUGUUUGAAAAUCCAGUGGUCAAGUUUAUUACAAUUUGCAUAUGCCAGUAUUUAUUCCAUACUUCGCUAGUAAGCAUUUUCUACUUCUCUACUGGACAUUUAGUUUUACAUUGGAUUUUGAACUAUACAGGAAGAAUUAUGUAUCAUUUUAAUGUAUUAAUAAGAGAAUAAGAAACCUAACAUAAUAUUCUCAGCCACUUAAAACUUCAUAUUUUUCUGCAAUAAUUGAUUUCUAAUUACAUACAAAUUGUAAAAACUAGCCAGUCUGAUCUGAUGAACAGAAUAUUCAAAACCUGAAGGUGACAAAUAUUUUUAAUGACAAAAUCUUCAUUAAGUCGCCUAAAGAGAGUCUCUAUUCAAAGUAUUUUUAGUGUUCCUAGUAAAGACUUUUUGUUUUCUGAUUGUCUUCUGGCCACGUGCUUGUUUUCUUUGGAGUACGAAUCUUUUAUCUGUGAAAAAUGUAAUUCUGCCCCGCUGUAGUGUGCGUCCACGUGUAUCACUGGGGGAAAGACCUCUGUGGGAAGUGCCACUUUGUUGGUAAUAAAUGCAUAUUUUCAUAUUC